Messenger RNA from Saprolegnia diclina VS20, 213 nucleotides. RefSeq lists its product as hypothetical. The transcript has a single exon. NCBI's taxonomy places the organism in Eukaryota, Oomycota, Saprolegniomycetes, Saprolegniales, Saprolegniaceae. The annotation marks the transcript as partial. Gene Ontology annotation, biological process: proteolysis. The record is from RefSeq and is a predicted model, not a curated record. Gene Ontology annotation, molecular function: serine-type exopeptidase activity.
AACGUCAUUUUCCCCAGCGGCACGCUCGACCCGUGGUCGGCCCUCGCCCCCGACAACUCGACGCACCUCGCCAACCCCAAGUCCAAGGUCGUCUACAUUGAAGGCACGUCGCACUGCGCCGACAUGAGCGCGCCACGCCCGACGGACUCGGGCCACAUCGUCUGGGCCCACCAGCAAAUCGAAGCCGCCGUCGCCAGCUAUGUUGGCAAGUAA